GUGUCAUAUCCGACAGAUGAGAUUCCAGACCGGGGACGUUACGAAAAUGAUAUUACAAAUCUAAAGUAGAAAUGAUUUAUUAAUAAUUGUUCACACUUCAGCGUAUUGAUUUAUUUUAUUAUACUAGUUUAUCUUUAAAUCUUCUUAAAAAACAUACAAGUAAGUCAUGACGUAAUUCAGAGGGGAAGCCUCUUGUGAAAUAUUAAAAUAUCUUUCGAGAUGAGCCCGCAUCAUACCUAGCCUCUGCUUGAAUCACGUGACAUUCAUUGAAUUUCCUGUGUGAAUCGAGGCGGGCGGCGGCCCGGUUGACAUGGUUUGAACAUUGAAUGAUAAUUUUGCACUUUUAGACGAUUGUGCCAUCGUGAAGUUAUUUUUCUUGAAAUUCCUUGUUUUAUAGGGAUUUAUUUUAACGUUUGAUACACGGGAGACAGCUGAAUAAUCAGUUUCCACACUUUCUGAAGUCGUGUGGAUCAUUUGCAAAAUUUCAAAAUGGCGGAGGAUCCGUACGCUGGUGUUAGCGCUCAGGAGCUGAAGUAUCUUGCUGUUGAUAGGAAUCGUAUAAAUGAUCCUAUGGUCCAAGCAGAAUGGGCAGCCAAAAGAUUAAUUUGGGUUCCUCACGAAGUCCAUGGCUUCUGCGCUGCCAGUGUCGUGUCGGAAAGGGGUGAUGAUUUGGAAGUUCAACUUGAGGAAACUGGAAAACAUGUGAAGGUCCAUCGGGAUGACUGUCAGAAAAUGAACCCCCCUAAGUUUUCGAAAGUUGAGGAUAUGGCUGAAUUGACAUGUCUCAACGAAGCAUCUGUCCUUCAUAACUUGAAAGAUCGAUACUAUUCGGGUCUAAUAUACACAUAUUCCGGUUUGUUUUGUGUGGUAGUGAACCCUUACAAAAGACUUCCAAUCUACACAGAAAAAGUGAUCGACUUAUACAAAGGAAAAAAGCGACAUGAAGUUCCGCCCCACGUUUUUGCCAUUACAGAUGCAGCAUACCGCAGCAUGUUACAAGAUCGUGAAGACCAGUCUAUUCUUUGCACAGGAGAAUCUGGAGCCGGAAAGACAGAAAAUACCAAGAAAGUCAUACAGUACUUGGCUCACGUCGCAGCCUCAAAUAGGACAUCGGGCCAACGUUCAUCUGUGUCCAAUCUCCACAUCCCGCCAAACACAGAUCGUCAAAGUGCUCUUACACUGGGAGGUAAUGUGUUUGUACAGGGUGAAUUAGAAAACCAGUUACUCCAGGCUAACCCCAUCUUAGAAGCAUUUGGAAAUGCAAAGACUAUCAAGAACGACAAUUCUUCCAGAUUUGGAAAAUUCAUCAGAAUCAACUUUGACUCCUCAGGCUACAUAUCUGGAGCUAACAUAGAAACAUAUCUUCUGGAGAAAUCUCGAGCCAUCAGGCAGGCUGAACAGGAAAGAUGUUUCCAUAUCUUCUAUCAGUUCAUGUACGGAGCCACACCUCACCAGAGAAAGGAAUUUUUAUUGGAGGACAUAGGCAAUUACCGCUUUCUGACUCACGGCAGUGUACCGGUCAGUGGAGUGGACGACACUGGCGAGUUCCGCCAGACAGUGGAGGCUCUCACCAUCAUGGGCAUUUCAGCCGAGGAUCAGUCUGCCAUCAUGAGAGUGAUUUCUUCAGUGUUGCUGUUCGGUAACAUGGUAUUCAAACAAGAAAGGAGCUCCGACCAGGCUACUCUCCCUGAUGAUACAGUUGCCCAGAAAGCUUGUCACCUCCUUGGUUUGUCGGUGACAUCGGUCAUACAGGCGUUCCUCCGCCCCAGGAUCAAAGUGGGUCGUGAUUAUGUAACUAAGGCCCAGACUAAGGAACAGGUGGAGUUUGCCGUGGAGGCCCUGUCCAAGGCCUGCUAUGAGAAGAUGUUCAAGUGGCUUGUUGUCAGGAUCAACCGUUCCCUAGAUAGGACAAAGAGGCAGGGUGCCUCCUUCAUCGGCAUCCUAGAUAUUGCUGGUUUUGAAAUUUUCAAGAUGAACUCCUUCGAGCAGUUGUGCAUCAACUACACAAAUGAGAAGCUACAGCAACUCUUCAACCACACCAUGUUCAUUUUAGAGCAGGAAGAAUAUCAGAAGGAGGGCAUUGAAUGGAAGUUUAUUGACUUUGGACUUGACCUACAGCCCACCAUCGACCUCCUCGAGAAGCCCAUGGGUAUAUACGCCCUUGUUGACGAGGAGUGCUUCUUCCCUAAAGCCACAGACAAGACCUUCAUUGAUAAGGUUGUCAAUCAACAUUCCUCCCACCCCAAGUUCCAGAAACCUGACUUCAGAGCAGACGCAGACUUCAGUCUCAUCCAUUAUGCUGGAAAGGUCGACUACUCUGCUAGCAUGUGGCUGAUGAAGAAUAUGGACCCCUUGAAUGAGAAUGUGGUGUCCCUGCUGCAGACCUCCUCAGAUCCCUUCGUGGCAGCCAUCUGGAAGGACGCUGAGAUUGUUGGUAUGGGAGCUGCAUCAACUGGCGAUACCAUGUUUGGAUCUCGAACACGAAAGGGCAUGUUCAGGACAGUGAGCCAACUGUACAAAGAACAGCUUGCCAAACUGAUGGCCACUCUACGCAACACUAAUCCCAACUUCGUAAGAUGUAUCAUUCCAAACCAUGAGAAAAAGGCUGGGAAAAUUGACUCGCCUCUGGUCCUGGAGCAGUUGAGGUGUAAUGGUGUAUUGGAAGGAAUCCGAAUCUGCCGACAGGGCUUCCCCAACAGAAUCUUAUUCCAGGAAUUCCGACAGCGGUAUGAGAUCUUGUGUCCCCAGAGUAUCCCUAAAGGAUUCAUGGAUGGCAAAAAAGCAGUUGAAAAAAUGAUUAAUGCACUUGAGUUGGAUCCUAAUCUGUAUAGAGUUGGACAGAGCAAGAUCUUCUUCAGGGCAGGAGUGCUGGCACACUUAGAGGAAGAAAGAGAUCUGAAACUCACUGAUAUUAUCAUUCAGUUCCAGGCCUUAUGUCGAGGCUUGAUUGCAAGAAGAAACUACCAGAGAAGGUUGCAGCAGCUAAGUGCAAUUCGUGUCAUACAGAGAAACUGUGCUUCCUACCUCAAACUGAGAAACUGGGCUUGGUGGAGACUCUUUACAAAGGUGAAACCAUUGUUGCCAGUUGCUGGACAGGAAGAAAAGCUUACAUUGAAAGAAGAUGAACUCAAGAAAGCUAAAGAAAGUAUGGAUCGUCAAAAGAGCGAUAUAGAGGAACUGGAGAGAAAGUAUGCUCAAAUUAUAGAAGAAAAAUCCAUUUUGGCAGAACAGUUGCAAGCUGAAACAGAAAUAUGUGCAGAGGCUGAAGAGUCCAAAGCCAGGAUGCUGGCAAAGAAAGAGGAGUUGGAGGAGAUCCUCCAUGAUGUGGAGAUCAGGAUAGAAGAGGAGGAGGAUCGUUGUAAUGCCCUCAUGGAGGAACGCAAAAAAUUCCAGCAAACUGUUACAGACCUGGAGGAACAACUGGAAGAGGAGGAACAGUCUAGACAAAAAUUACAACUAGAGAAAGUAUCUGCUGAUUCAAAAAUGAAGAAGUAUGAGGAGGAACUUGCAUUACAAGAGGAUACAAACCAUAAACUGCUCAAAGAAAAGCGGGCCAUGGAAGAACGAAUGAGUGAAGUCACAUCACAUCUAGUGGAGGAAGAGGAAAAGGCCAAACAGCUUGGCAAACUCAAGAACAAGUAUGAGUCUAUUAUCUCAGACUUGGAAGAGCGCCUCAGAAAAGAAACACAGGCAAGACAGGAACUAGAAAAAAUCAGGCGCCGUUUAGAAAGUGAGCUGAACGAUUUAAGGGAACAGCUUACAGAGAAACGUCAACAAGUAGAAGAUUUACAGGCACAGCUUUCAAAGCGUGAAGAAGAGGUGCAAUCAUCACUGAAGAAGGUGGAUGAAGAAGGUGUAAUGAAAUCACAAGCCAUGAAACAGUCACGUGAAAUACAGAACCAGUUACAGGAAGUCACAGAGGACUUGGAGACAGAGAAGGAUGCCAGAAUGAAGGCAGAGAAACAGAAGCGUGACUUGAGUGAGGAAUUGGAGGCUUUGAAAUCUGAACUGGAAGAUUCCUUGGAUGCAACAGCUGCAGUCCAGGAUCUGAGAAACAAGAGGGAAGAUGAACUCAAAGAUUUAAAAAAUAUGUUGAGCGAUAGUAAGAAAGGUGCAGAAGAUCAAAUACAUGCAAUGCGGCACAAGCAUUCAGCUCAAAUACAGGCACUUAAUGAAGAAAUCGAAAAUGUUAAAAAGAGCAAGGCAUCCCUAGAAAAACAGAGACAGACCCUGGAAGCAGAGAAUACUGACUUGGCAGGAGAUCUCAAACAAGUUCAGAUGGCUAAACAAGAGUCCGAACGAAAGCGUAAGCAGGUGGAAGGUCAGUUUCAAGAGGUCACAAUACGUUUACAAGAGUCUGACAGAGGCCGUGUAGACAAUAGUGAUAAAGUCACCAAACUUUCGAAUGAACUGGAUCAGGUCAGCACACAGCUUGAACAGGCAGACACAAAGACUGUUCAGUUGAGCCAAAAAGUAGCCUCAUUAGAAGCCCAACUUGCUGAUUCACAGGAUACUUUACAAGAGGAAACGAAGAGCAAACUGCAGGUACAGUCAAAGCUUCGACAGAUGGACGACGAGAAGGAGGGCCUGUUAGACCGUAUAGAGGAGGAGCAGGAAUCCAAAAAAACAGUAGAGAAACAGAUCAGCGAGUUGCAGGCUAAGAUGAUGGAGUUGAAAAAGAAGAAUGAAGAAGAGAUCCAGAAGCUGGAAGCAAAUGAAGAGCUGAGGAAGAAAUCAUCCAGGGAUGCAUUGGAGGAUCAGAAGAAGGAGGCUGACCUCAUUAUAGAACGGCAUGAGAAAUCUCGCAAGAAGUUACAGGCAGAGGUAGAAGACAUGACAGUAGAGUUAGAUAAUCAGAGAUCUGCUUAUACCCAUCUGGAGAAGAAGCAAAAGAAGUUUGAUGCACUUCUCAACGAGGAAAAAAGUGUUUCAGAAAAAUUAUCAUUGGAGAAAGACCUUCUGGAGAGAGAAAGCCGGGAAAAGGAGACAAAGAUCAUGAACUUACAGAGAGAACUAGAUGAAUUACAUGAGUCCUUUGAGAAGGCUGAUAGGAGUCGACUUCUCCAACAGAGGGAACUGGAGGAUCUCAUGUCAUCCAAGGAUGAUGUCGGCAAAAAUGUACAUGAGUUGGAAAAGGCUAAGCGAACUCUGGAAGCCCAGGUGGAGGAACAGCGACUCCAGAUAGAGGAAUUGGAGGAUGAGCUCCAGACUACAGAGGAUGCCAAACUCAGACUGGAGGUGAACAUGCAGGCCAUGAGAACCCAGUUUGAACGUGACCAUCAAGCUAAGGAAGAUACUGUUGAAGAGCAAAAGAAGUUACUUCUCAAACAGUUGCGCGAGAUGGAGGCUGAACUUGAGGAUGAGCGUAAGCAGCGUGCAAUGGCUGUGAAUGCCCGGAAGAAGUUAGAAAAUGACAUCAAGGACCUGGAGCAGCAAGAAGAAAUGGCCAACAAGGUGAAGGAGGAUGCUGUCAAGCAGCUCAAGCGCACUCAAGCAGUCAUGAAGGACAAUUUGCGCGAGCUUGAUGAAGCACGACUGGCCCGAGAAGAUGCUGCUGCCACUCUUAAAGAAAAUGAGAAGAAGUUUAAAAACCUGGAGGCAGAAGUCAUCAGACUGCAAGAAGAGCUGUCUUCUUCUGAGAGGUCUCGCAGGAACGCUGAGGCUGAGCGAGAUGAACUCCAGGAUGAAAUCGCUAGCAACACAACUGGAAAGUCUUCGUUGUUGGAUGAGAAGCGGCGACUUGAGGCACGUUUGCAGCAGGUAGAGGAUGAGUUAGAGGAUGAGCAGACAAAUGGUGAAAUGCUUGUCGACAAAGCCCGCAAGGCACAGAUGCAGGCUGAGCAGUACCAAGCAGACUUGGCGUCCGAGAAAUCAGUCACCCAAAAAUUGGAGAACCAGCGAGCAUCCCUGGAGAGGCAGAACAAGGACCUAAGAGAGAAACUACAGGACUUGGAGAACACUGUACGCACUCGUACCAAGGCAACCAUUACCACUCUAGAGGGCAAGGUCUCUAACCUUGAGGAACAACUCGACAGUGAAACAAAGGACCGAUCCAAUCUGCAACGUACUGUGCGUCGAUUGGAAAAGAAACUAAAAGAGAUGGUCUUACAGGCUGAGGAUGAGCGACGCCAUGCAGACCAAUUCAAAGAACAGAAUGACAAGAUGAACAACCGUGUACGAGCUCUGAAGCGACAAUUAGACGAAGCAGAGGAGGAGAUUACCAGGAUGAAUGCAGCCAAACGCAAGCUUCAGCGUGACCUUGAUGAACAAAUGGAACAAAGUGAAGCAACAGCUAGAGAAAUAUCUCAGCUGAAGAAAUAUAGAUCGGGGGAGAAAGCCUCUAAUUGAUGAUCUGACACCUGUUUGGUCAGACAGACCAAGUGCUAGAGUGUCAUCUGCCCGUUCCAUGUUAUCCUCCAUACGGUCCGGAGCCGGAGAUUUGGAUGAUGAUGAUGACGACAAUGUUGACUCCGCAAAACAAAACUCUGAUGCUUAAACACAUACCAGAACAUUUAUCAUUGACUAGACGAUCUGUCCUAUGCCCAGUGUAUCUCCCACACAUACUUCAUAUAAACACAUAUACAUUGGAUUCCUUUUUUCUACAAAAGAUGUGUAUAUCAUGCCUAUAUAAUUUCUAUAAAGAAAACAAAUUAAGUUUAUUGUAUCAUUACCACUGUUAUUAUGUUUUUUUUACACUAUGAUUUAUACCAGGACCCCAUUAGUCGUUUACCUUGUUUUAUACACCGUAUAAAAUUGUUUUGUUACACAUGUGUGAGUUUUCUCACAAAAUCAUUACUGGAUGUUUUAAGAAAAUAUGACACAUUAUCAUAUCACCAAACUGGGACCUGAAAUACUGGACCAUACCUUGACCUUUGAUCUUCCUGCUGGCCAGUGUCAGUUCUGAUGUGUGAACUUCGACAUAGCAUGGCGUUACCAAUUUCCAACCAAGCUUGGCGUUGUGUUGUUUCCAACCAAGAUUGACAUGUCAUUUCUGGCAUAGGGUCAUUGUGUCAUUUCCGACCAAGCUUGGGUGUUGUGUUGCUUCCAACAGCUUUAUAUUGCAUCAUAAUUCUGACUAAGCUCUGGAUAUGUUGGAAAGAUCAACUUAAAAGUGCUGAAAAGUUUCACCUGUGAUGCGAGAUGGUCAGAAUUUUCUGUGCAUGCCCCAUUUUGCCAGUAUUUUAUAUUGGUUUUGCUUUCCUACCUGUCGCUAUUAUAAACAAAUGAUAUACAUUAUAUGUCUUUUACAAUAGUUAUGAUUGUAUUAAUGUGCUCUAUUUAAUUAAAUUGUGCUAUUCUUAUUGUCUCGUAUGCUUAGCUUUUAUAGUGGAAAUUAACGAAUUAACGAACAAGAGCGUGCGAGAGUAAAAAUACAUUGUUGGAGGGUUGACUGUCGAAAUUGGACAUAAAUAUCUGUAAAUAUUUGAAUGAAAAUAUUGAAAAACAAAUAAUUAAAUGGUGGUAUUGGUUAAUAAUUAGCCAAGAAAGUAUGAAUAUAGAAUUUAUAUCAGUUUAAUGUUUGUGUUGUAAAGAUGUGAUCACUGAAACUGUAUAGUAUGCACAAGGAAACGGUGAUUACGCAUGUAAAUAGCCAUGUCGUCCAACACACUGUCAACAUUACCCAUUCCACCACCAUCUUGUCAGUUUCGUUCACCAUCACAUCACUGACAUAUGGCAACAAACUAUUCUUUCACUCUUUAUUUAAUUUUGAAAUAAAAGAAUUUUUUUUAAAGAAAAUAUCUGCCAAAUGGAUUUUUUUUUUCUUUUUUUUUUUCACACUGGCAGAUUUGUUAAAAUGUUCCAAUACAAUAUAAUUCAUAUAGAAAUUACAUUCAGUACAAAUAUUAAUUCCAUAAUUGAUGGACUCUGUGAUCGCUAGGUAGCAAUGAAGGGCCUUACAGAUGUAAUGUCAGUAGUAGAUACAAAGCAGAACUUGUGUACUGUUAGCCAUGUCGUAGGGGUAAUCUGACUAUACCCACGUAGUUAUAGUACUUAAUACAUGUAUGUAGGAUCGAGAUCUCAACACAACUGGUCACCACGGUCAUUCUUAGUGCCUGUACAGCUAAAACGAUAAGUCUGUGUCCGUGAUAUUUGGUCAUAGAUCUAGUUAGCGUAGACCUCUGGAAAUUGAUAACUGUUGAAGUAAAAAUAUAAUGCUGAAUUGUUCAUGUUCUACUAAUAACAGGAAAAAAACAUGUUAAAAACAUGGUGAUAUGCAAUACUUUUUUGUGGGAACAAAUGGUAUAUUUUCUGGAGAAUUUAUUGUGUGAUGAUCUACAUGUAUAUGUACUGGAUGAUAAGUGUAUACAAUUUGCUGCUUAUAGCUAGCUAAAUAUUAAGAUAUAUUAUUAUUAUUAUUAACGGUGAUAGCUUUUUGCUAAAUGGACAUCUUGAAUAAAUAAAACUAAUAACAUUA
Molecule: messenger RNA, 8416 nt
Organism: Pecten maximus
Lineage: Eukaryota; Metazoa; Mollusca; Bivalvia; Pectinida; Pectinidae
Product: myosin heavy chain, non-muscle-like
Exons: 39
Coding region: 490-6348 (1952 amino acids)
Cellular component (GO): myosin complex
Molecular function (GO): ATP binding; actin filament binding; cytoskeletal motor activity
Source: RefSeq, a predicted model, not a curated record